UCGCUGCGCCCGAAUCCAAACCCAGCGCGCCCCCACACGCAUCGCAUACAUCACCAGGAGGAGAUCGGAGGUCGCGACCCGCGGCCCGACCAAGCCAAGUACGCUACCACACACACUCCCGCGCCGCACCCGCACCGACCGACCGACCGCGAGGGUGCAACGAGCCAACGACGUAGUACUCCUAUAUCCGCUAAUCCGCAGCAGCUAGCAUCCCCAAAGCCGAACGUACACGUACGUGUAGAAUCAUAUAUAGGCAAUAGCAAGCAGUAGCAGCUCGAUCGAUGGUGUCGCUGCAGUCCUCGGCGGUCCUGCCGGAGGCCACCAAACGCCCCCCGUGGCUCUCCCUCGUCGGCAGCGUCGUCGCCUCCUCCACCGGUACCGCGGCGGCCACCAGCAAGAAGCGGAAGCGGGACGGCAGCGACGACGACCGCGGCGAGGUCGUGGACGGGAUCGAGCUCAAUUUCGACGCCGCGCCGCUGCCCCCCGAGUGGCAACGCUGCCUCGACAUCAAGUCCGGGCAGAUCCACUACUACAACACGAGGACGCAGAAGCGGACGUGGAAGGACCCAAGGGGGGAUUCGGACUACCGCGCCGCCGCGCCGACCUCCGGCGAAGACGACGGCGAGGAGGAAGAGGAGGACUCCGCGAAUUGCGCGCCGCCAGGGCUGGACCUAGAGCUGAACCUCACGUUCGAGCCGCGCCGGGCGUUCGCCGCCGCCCACGAGAAGAAGAAGCCCAAGCCCGCGGUGGCGGCAGACGACCGUCGUCGUCUUCAGCUGGCCGCGGAGGAGGAGGCCGAGGACAGCAGCGGCAGCAGGGAGAUGGUGGCCGGCGUGUGCGUGCGGUGCCACAUGCUGGUGAUGAUGUGCCGCGCCAGCCCGGCGUGCCCCAACUGCAAGUUCCUGCACCCACCCAGCCGCGCCGCCCCGCCGCCGCCGCCGCCGCCGCCGCCGCCGGAGCCUGAGCCGCCGGUGCCACUCAAGCUCGGUCUCCAGCUGCUCUGCUGCAGGGACUAGCUACGUAGCUAGCUAAAGCUAAGCUACCUAGAUGGAGGAUGGAUGCUUCUAUACCGUGCUCCCUAGGCAUGCGUGCAUGCACAAGUAGAGCGCACGUGUGUCGCACGUGCGAGGAGGGGAGGAUCAGGAUCACGUAAUUAGAGGCAGCUAGCUAGCGUAAUGGUGGAGGAGGAGUUAGUUGGCGGCGCCGACGGCCGAUGGAUCGAUCGGCUGUACGUACUACGGUUAUUAGCCGCCAAAGGGGUAUAUCAUAUCGUAUUAUUAUUCAUAUAAUGACGAUGAAUGGUGAUGUAGAUAUACUUAAGUGCAUAGCAUAAAUGUAGCUCGGAACUUUCGGUGUCUGUCACUUGUCCGUGUGCAUGUACUCGUAACAUGUUUUCGAACUCGAGAA
Sorghum bicolor (sorghum) is the source of this 1407-nucleotide messenger RNA. RefSeq lists its product as uncharacterized. Gene Ontology annotation, molecular function: protein binding. Lineage: Eukaryota; Viridiplantae; Streptophyta; Magnoliopsida; Poales; Poaceae. The transcript is spliced from 2 exons. The record is from RefSeq and is a predicted model, not a curated record. The coding region runs from base 282 to 1016 and encodes 244 amino acids.